UCGACACUGCACACAAACUUUGCUAAGAGGGGCCCAGGACCCCUGUAUGAGAUCAAGUUCCAUUGAAAGUGUCCUGUAUCAAGGCAGCCUCUGUCUCUCUCUCCUGCCCAAACUUUAUGAACAUCCAAUGAUAACUGCCAGAAAUAAGUUGAUGAUCUUUCGUGACUGAAGCAUUUGGUUUCCUUUCUUCGGUACGUUCUUUGAUCUAAGUAUAAAGUGGAGCUGUGGUCUGUUUGUGGUAUAUUUUUAGUGCACUUGACUGUCUGCACCACGUGUGCUUGCCAGCCUGUAUAUGCUGGUAUUGAAGGGAAGGAUGCUAAGCCCCUCAGCCUUUUGGCCCAUCUUGCUGCUGGGGCUUGGCUCAGGCUUGGGCCGCUGCACUCCUGUUGCUGCCAUGCUGCGUCCUGCUGCCUCCCCCAGGGACAGUGUUGGAGCUGUUAUGGACACCGAUCGGCGCUGGGAGACACUUUACUCUCGAUCAAUGGCCAGGAGUCCCGGUGGAGGAGGUGGUGAACACUGGGACAUGAACCGCGACAGCGAUCACUACCUGGUGGGCAUCAAAAGACUGCGGCGACUGUACUGCAAUGUUGGCAUUGGGUUCCACAUUCAAGUGUUGCCCGACGGGCGCAUCAGUGGGGUCCACAAUGAGAACCGCUACAGUCUUCUUGAAGUUUCCCCCGUGGAAAGAGGAGUGGUGACCUUAUUUGGCGUAAAAAGUGGUCUUUUCGUGGCCAUGAACAGCAAAGGAAAACUCUACGGCUCCGUAUACUUCAAUGAUGAGUGCAAAUUUAAGGAGCAACUUCUUCCUAACAACUACAAUGCCUAUGAAUCUAGCAUGUACCCAGGAAUGUACAUUGCACUAAGCAAAAAUGGAAAAACAAAAAAGGGCAAUAAAGUAUCCCCAACAAUGACACUGACACAUUUUUUGCCUCGGAUUUGAUGAUUUAGUCUUCAGCUUAAUGUGGUACAAGGAAAAGAAGAACUGGGAUAAAUUGAUGCACUUUUUAAAGUGAGUGUUUUUA
Molecule: messenger RNA, 1022 nt
Organism: Protopterus annectens (West African lungfish)
Lineage: Eukaryota; Metazoa; Chordata; Ceratodontiformes; Protopteridae
Gene: FGF4
Product: fibroblast growth factor 4
Exons: 3
Coding region: 293-940 (215 amino acids)
Biological process (GO): cell differentiation; animal organ morphogenesis; regulation of cell migration
Cellular component (GO): cytoplasm
Molecular function (GO): fibroblast growth factor receptor binding; growth factor activity
Source: RefSeq, a predicted model, not a curated record